Molecule: messenger RNA, 2432 nt
Organism: Hevea brasiliensis (rubber tree)
Lineage: Eukaryota; Viridiplantae; Streptophyta; Magnoliopsida; Malpighiales; Euphorbiaceae
Product: transcription factor SPATULA
Exons: 6
Coding region: 950-2077 (375 amino acids)
Cellular component (GO): nucleus
Molecular function (GO): protein dimerization activity
Source: RefSeq, a predicted model, not a curated record
UUCAUCUCAAUAAUAAUAUAUUAUUAUUUUUAUUAUAAAUUUUUUUAAUGCAUUAGAUAUUAAUUUUUUUUUUAAAAUAAUGUACAUUAUUAAGAUUAUAUUUAAACUUAUAUUAUUAAUUUAUAAUUUAUUUUUUACUAAAUAAAUUUAUAUUAUAUAAUGAUAAGUUAAAAUAAAAAAAAUUUAUAACGGGAAAUCCACUCAUCUUGCUUCCUCACGAGGAAGUCUCCACCACAAUCUUGAUUUCCUGUGGAAUGGACCACCAUUAGGAGUGACACUAUAUCUGAAUUUUAUAUAUUUUAAUUAAUAAUCUAUUUAAAAUAUCAAUAAUUUAUAUUUAUAUAAAAAUUUAUAAAUUUUACUAUAAAAAUAUAUAUUUUAUAUUUAAUUAAUUAUUUUUAUAAAAAGGCUUAAAUAGUGAGUAUCCAUAUAAAAUUCAAAUCUAAUAUGAGUGUUACUUUUAAAAUUUAAAUCUGUUCCAAAUCGACUAUAUGCUAUUGGAACUAAUUCUAAUAAUAAAGUUUAGUCAAAUCAAAUGCCAAAAAUACUCAAAAAUAAAAAGUUUUAGUUAAAAUUAAUAAAUAAAUUAUAUAAAGUCAUCGCCAAAGAAUAAGUGGGCGGAGAAGGCGGCAGAAAUAGAGAAUAAGAUAAAUAAACGGGGCUUCUGAAGACAUUUAUGAAAACUAUAGGGAGUCUAAAGUAAAAGCAAAAUGAAGAAAAACUUUUAAUUAAGGCGGGAGAUUAAUCAAAUUUGAUUACAGGCAUUCCGCUUGUAGAAAAAAGAAAAGCUUCAUUAGCCAAUAAACCCUUUCCCCAAGAGACCUAAAGCCAAGAAGCACAGAAAAAGAGAACCCGUACGAGCAGUGACGGUUUUGCACAGAAACCACACGCAAACAAUAAUCUACCGUUGCUUUCGCUGUAUCUGUUUACUUGCUCAGAUUUAUUCUCCAUGGCCGAUCUGUGUGGAACUGAUCCUUCUCCGGCUCCGGAGCCUGAAGAAAUUUCCUCCUUCCUUCACCACCUCCUUCACAAUUCUUCCUCUUCUUCUUCUUCUAAAUUCAUGCAUCUUGCUCUUUCUUCUUCUCCUCCUCCUCACCCGCUGCCGCCGCCGGCGGCUGUGGAGACUUCACCCCCGGCUGUAUUGUUGUUCGGCCGCUCCCAAGAUUGCCGAGUCGAUGGCGUCAAUUUCUCUGAUCCUGGCGAUUAUUUCGUCAAAGAGAGUGCGGAAAAUGCUGUCUCUUCGGUCAUUUCAAAGAGGAGGGGAGUCUCUGUGGAGAAUGAUAUAGGUGACGUAAGCUGCAAUAGCGAGAAGGGCGCAGAUGUUUCAGAGGUGCCAUCGGAAACAGUGCAGCCUAGAAGCUCCUCGAAGAGGAGCAGAGCUGCAGAGGUUCAUAACUUAUCUGAAAAGAGGAGAAGGAGCAGGAUUAAUGAGAAAAUGAAGGCGUUGCAAAAUCUUAUUCCAAAUUCUAAUAAGACUGAUAAAGCUUCAAUGCUGGAUGAGGCGAUUGAAUACUUGAAGCAGCUUCAGCUUCAAGUACAGAUGUUAACAAUGAGAAAUGGAUUGAGUUUGCAUCCCAUGUGCUUACCAGGAGUUCGACAGCCUAUGCAACUGCCCAUGACAGGAUUGAACUUUGAUGAAGUAAAUGGACUGCUAAAUACGAAUGCAGCAACAGGUAUAUUUUCUGAGAAUGAUGAAAACUCAGCGCAAACAGCUCUUAGUCUUCCCAAUAGGUGCACUGUGUCAAAUCGGCCAAAUUUUCUGACUUCAGCAACAAACAUUGCCUCUGCAGAAAUCUCUUAUGGUUUUGAGCCACUUAUUCAGGUUCAUUAUGAACCCUUCAAUCUCUACACAUCUUCAAAGGGAAGGCACAGCACAAGCACCAUUAGAUACAAAUCAAACAGUGAAGAGCACUUCAUCCAGUGUGUCCUAGUUAAGAUCUUACUCUUAGAUGCAGGAUCAACAAAACUUUGCGACCAAGCCCUUCUUUGCCCCCCUUUUUCCUCGAUUGCAUAUAAGGUGCAAAUGGUCCAUGAAAAUGCUGACAUUUUACACGUCAUCAGGUUAUUUAUGUUGUAACAGGUUCAUACAACUGUCGGAACCAAACUUUUCGACAUCUCUUAACUUCAAUAGAAGUCUUCUGUCCAAAAUCUCGUAAGGUGUUUAAAUCAUUUAGAAAGCAAAGAUGGUCCUGUAGGGUAGACGGGUAUGAUUAAUAGAAGUCUGUACUCAAAAGGAGAAAAUGAAGUGGAAGGAUGUGUUGCAAUGCGUGCUAUUUUGAUGUGCAUAUGACUCAUUUGUGCCUUGCUUGUUGAUCUUUGCUUGUGGAUCACUGUGAAAUGAAUACUACCAUUACAAAUGUUUUGCCAAACAGGUGUUCUAGAUUGGCAUGCAUCCAAUGGAAGUCAUUAUAUGCAAGUUUAUUUCUGCCUUC